Messenger RNA from Podarcis lilfordi (Lilford's wall lizard), 501 nucleotides. The record is from the annotation of a GenBank genome assembly. NCBI's taxonomy places the organism in Eukaryota, Metazoa, Chordata, Lepidosauria, Squamata, Lacertidae.
AUGAAGGGUCCAGGCAGCGUCAAAAACCAGAAAGGCAGCUCAGUGGACAGGAAUUGUAUUCCGAUAAGCAUGGCCAGACCAAGUGGAAAGUUAGGUAAGAUAAGCAGAGCAGGAAAGUUGUUAGUGCUCCAAAUGUUGCUCUAACAACUACACUAACAAACUUUGCGUAGCCUUAAGUUGGGUGUUGGCUCCAUCCCCACAAUGUAUGAGGCUUCUACUCUUAAACAGAGCUUGUUUGCUUUAGGAAUUAUUAUUAUUUUCAUGUGGUUUCAUGUAGGCAACUGUAACGUGGUCGCAGCCUUGGAGCUGGAGUCUAAGGAUGGUAGCUCUACCUUCUCAGGUUGGAUGGAGGCUGGUCUGACAGUCCUUUCUGGUGAUGGGACUUCUGAGGAGGCUGUGUCAUCAAAGAUCAUUUCUGAAGUCAAAUCUUCUUCCUGGUCAGAGAGAUUAUCUCUGUGUGGUGCCUCUUCCCCUGAGGAGCAGGUGGGAUCAGAGCCCUAG